Molecule: messenger RNA, 2458 nt
Organism: Nelumbo nucifera (sacred lotus)
Lineage: Eukaryota; Viridiplantae; Streptophyta; Magnoliopsida; Proteales; Nelumbonaceae
Source: RefSeq, a predicted model, not a curated record
AAUUCUCUCAGAAGAGAAAAGCCAAUGGAAUGGAUAUUACAGUCUAGAUACGGAUUCAAUUUUAGAAAAGUUGGUGUUUUUGAUUCACAGAGAGAAGAACUUAAAAGGGUCCGUCCGUUAACCUGGCUUCUUCACAUUGUAUCUCGAUUCUGGUCUCUAUUGUUUCUUCCCGGAAGGGAAAUUUUGUGGCUGAGAAUAAGAUCUCUGAAGUUCCAAUAGAAUGAUUCUGAUUCCGUUGUUGCUGAUCAUUUCGUAACCUCUGCUUUAUAAGAAAGUUCUGUAUCUGUCGGGAUCAUCUUUUAACCGACUUCAAUCCCGGGAAUCAAUCCACCUUUAAGCAGAAUAUCUGCGUUACUUUUCGUAUUGAAAGCCAAAAUAAAGCGAAAUAGUUAGCACAUCAGCAAAGCUGAUUCUGGACGACUCUGGACUGCGAAACUGAGGUUCGUAGGUUUCUGGGUUGAUUUGCUUUCUUUUUCCCCUUUUAUAUUUUGGACCUAUCCUACAAUUCUUGUACCUAGAGCUGUCGAAUUUGGCUCUGAAACUGUAAUCCUUUUCUUUCUUCUAAAGAGUGGUCGUGAUUUUCGGAUUAAAGAAUCCAAGCAUUUUCUGCUUUUCCUUGUGGUCGGUGGAUUUGUUCACGUUUAAGAACAGAGGCUCUAAACCCUCAUUACCUUCUACGAAGGAAGAAAUUUCUUGGGUCCUUAAAACAAGGAGAGAGCUGUUGAGUUUUCUUCAAGAGUGAAGAACAUAGAAGCAAAUUUACUUCUUGUUGCCGUUUCCUCUCUGUAAAUCAAAAUUGGACAAGAAUCCACGACACCGUUUGGAUUUUAUUGAGUGUAAGAGUUGGAGUCUCCGAUUUCAGGUUUUUUCGGUGUGCCAACGUUUUUGCUAAGUAACUCUAUUUUAAAAUUUUAAUUUUAUAUAUAGUUAGCUGUUGAAAGUAGAAACAUCAGAGAACAGAACUCCCAAGGAACAACUUCCCCUCUUUUCAGCGCCCUAAAAGAUAAAAAUUCUCUCUCUCUCUCUCUCUCUCUCUCUCUCUCUCUCUCUCUCUCUCUUCCUCUGUUUCGCGGGGAGGAGACCCUCUCGGGCUCUGUAUCCCUCUCUCCCUUCUUCUCUCAAACCAUGAUCUUUGAGAGAAGAUCAAUGCAGUCAAACCUGGAAUGCUUUCUGGAUUGUACGACACCCAUCGUUCCAUCACAAUUUCUACCCAAGACUGCUUUGAUGAACCUUAAUCGGCUUUGGCAUCCAUGGGACAGAGAAACAGUAGAGUAUUUCACCUUGGGAGAUCUCUGGAGUUGUUAUGGUGAAUGGAGUGCUUAUGGUGCUGGAGUUCCGAUCAUAUUAAAGAAUGGUGAAACUGUUAUUCAGUACUACGUUCCUUAUCUGUCAGCAAUCCAGAUCUUCACAAGCCAUUCAUCCUUGAACAGUUUCCGGGCUUUCAGGGAAGAGGUUGAUGCAAGGGACGGUGGGAUAAGAGAUUCCUUGAGUGAUUCCUGCAGCGAGGAGAACGAAAAUGACAAGUUGUGGAGAUGGGAUGGUGGUUCCUCUGAGGAAUGUGGGCAUGAUCAAGAGAACUCUUGGCAUCUGAGUGAUAGAUUGGGCCAUCUUUGCUUUGAGUAUUUUGAGAGAUCAGCUCCUUAUGGAAGGGUACCUCUCAUGGAUAAGAUCAAUGAACUAGCUCAAAAAUUUCCCAGAUUAAUAUCACUAAGGAGUAUAGAUCUUUCACCAGCUAGUUGGAUGGCAGUUGCUUGGUACCCAAUAUAUCACAUUCCUACAGGGAGAACUGUAAAGGACUUGUCUGCUUGUUUUCUUACUUUCCACACGCUUUCAUCUUCUUUCCAAGAAAUGGAGGCCAAAGAAGAUACGGGGAGUGCUGCCCACAGGAAGCAAAAGGAAGGUGAAGAAGGUAUAGUUCUCCCACCAUUCGGUCUAGCUACUUAUAAGAUGCAUGGAAGUGUGUGGAUCUCAGACGAGAGUGGUCGGGACCAAGAAAGGUUGCUGUCAUUGUUGAGUGCAGCAGAUUCGUGGCUAAAACAGCUAAGAGUUCAACACCACGACUUCAAUUACUUCACUGGGAUUCGCAAUCGAUGACAUCGCAGAACCUUUCUUUCCAUUCAAAUUAGGCCUAACCACCAAGUAAGGAAAUAUGCAAUGGAAAGCCAGAUCUUUCUUGGCUUUGCUUUAGUCCAUGCUUGGGAGGGGCCCAUGCGUGUGGAUGAUUUCCAUUCUCAUCAACUUGGAGCUUCAGUGGUGGGCUCCAUCAGCCUAUCUGUGGGGUGUAUAAUCUGUUGAGUGGGUUCUUUUUCCCUUUAAGACUUCCAAAGUUUACAGGAAAUAUGUUCAGAAAGCGAGACCAGAAAGGGGAGAGAGAGAGAGAGAGAGUCUUGGGCCAUAAAAUUUGUAUGGAUGAUUUACUUAGUUGUUGCAGCGAUGGAGCCAUGGGGCAUUUUAUAUC